CAUUCUCGGUUCCCCUGAGUGGUUUCCAGUGUGUGACUAAGAGAGACCUGCUGCUUCCGGGAUGGAGGAGAAGAAGAAGAAGAAAAGUCCCAAAGCUCACCUAGCUCAACCAGUUCCAGCCAGUGCUCUCCGCAAGCUGCCAGUCCCGUCUAGCAAGAGCACCUCUUUCUCCCUGGCGAUGCCUCAUCUCCCUUCGCCAAAGCAAAGAGCCAAGUUCAAGAGAGCAAACAAGGAGAAGCCCCGAGCUCCCCAGCCCGGAGGCAGUGCUGCCACAGCAGCUGUGGGGACCCCUCUGCAGCACUCGUUCCUGACCGACGUCUCGGAUGUGUAUGAGAUGGAGGGGGGCCUCCUGAACCUCCUGAACGACUUCCAUUCGGGAAAGCUGCAGGCUUUUGGGAAGGAAUGUUCCUUUGAGCAGCUGGAACACGUUCGAGAGAUGCAGGAGAAGUUGGCUCGCCUGCAUUUCAGCCUGGAUGUCUACGUGGAGGAACUUGCCGAGGACCAGAAGAAGACGGUGGCCGACAGGAACCUGGAUCAGCUGCUGACAAAUCUGGAAGAACUCAGCAACUCCAUACAAAAGCUCCACCUGGCAGAAAACCCUGACUUGGAGGAUGCGUCCACAGUCUAGAACAAGGAGGAGGAGGAGGCUGCCUGGUUUUUCUCUUGACUUUUCAUUAAGAAGCCUCAAAAAGAAAAACAAAGGAAGCAAAGAAGAAGCUGCGGAGCUGAGCAAAGAAGACCCUCGUGCAGAACUACUUCUGGACUGUACACGGAAAGGAUAAGUUAGAUGAAGCCUGGUGGAAAAGGAUACGACUCCUGGGUGUCAGUGCCCUGGGGACACCCUGCAGAUGCAGCCUGGAAGCCAGCCCCCAGCGGAGACUCCUGUGCCCCACGCCCAACAGAGGGCAGAGAGCUCCACUGCAGGGCCCUGGGUGAUGUGGCAAGGGAUGCUGGGGGAGCCCUCUUGGGCCAUGCAGAGCAAAAUGUCCUGUGCCAACACAGAGAGAUGCAGGCUCUAGGGCUUCGCUGCCUGCAGACAGUCCUUAAAACCAGGAUCUGCUGUCCCCCCCCCUACAGCUCCAGACCAGUUUGCACACAUGCCAUGUGUGUACACACACAGUUUGACAGGCAGAAGGCCAGCAAAUUGAAUGGUGAUGUAUUCCAUCAGUCUUGCCGCUUCUGCCAAGAGUUGUCUGCCUCCAGUUUUAAUAUGUUUUUUUUUUCAGCAUAGCAUGAAUGCUCAUUUUCAUGACUAUUUGUUUGGUGCCCCAUCAACAUUUUUUUUAAAUGCCAACUGUUUAAUAGGAAACUGCUCCUGGGGUUUCCCAGGGAAGGCCAAAUUUAUCAGAAUUUCAGUUGAAUUCUAAUUAUACACUGUUUUCCAUAACCACAUUUUUGCAAGCAAUUUUCCCUAAUGCAUUUUUGUAUGUUAUUUUCAUUAAUGUAUGCAUUUUAUGCACACUUUCCCCUAACAUACACAUUUUAAAAACAUUAUUUGGUUGGAGAACUCUGUUAGACUUCAGAGGAGUGCGAAUUUUGAAGAAUAGCUGUAUAUUUAUUUACACAUUGUUUUAAUAAGCACAACUUGCGGAGUUCUGCAUUAAAAUGCAAUCCAGACCCAAAUUUAUCCCCCAGGCCUAUUUGUAGAGAGCUGGUGUAGUGUAGUGGCUUAAGAGACUGACUAUGAAUCAAGAAGUGUCCAGUUUGAAUCUUGCCUCUGCCACAAACUGACUAGUUGUCCUUAGUCACUUUCUCUUGGCUUCAGUACCCCCUUCUGCAAUACGGAGUACAGUAUGAUAAUAUCUUACAGAGCUGUUGCUAAGCUUUACAGCUAGAGAGAGUACAUGUGAAGGUGCUAUAUGAAUGUUAAGUGUUGUUAUUUUUAUUAUCCUCAUCGUUGGUAUCAUCCAAUCCUUGGUCUGCGUGUUUCAUUUCUGCCACGAAAAGGAGGACCCAGUUCCCCGAUACCAGAUUUGAAGGACAGGUUGUGGAACUGUUCAGGGAACCACUGUCACUUGAGGAGGGGAAGUUUCCUGGCUCCUGCCAGGUGAACUUCUGCACUCUCUCUAUUCAGGAUGUAGCUGCCCCUUGCAACUGCACACAAACAGCUGAUGUGCUAGAGGUGUAGAAAUACUAUUCCUGGGGUACCUCCUUUCUCUUCCCUGGGGCUUAUCCCUCAUUUCUUGCCCCCGCUCCUGCCCCCACAACCCAGCCCUAGGAAUCCCCAGACAGGCCUAAUCCAAGACUAUGCUAGGUUACCCCUACAUCACAUGUAGGGGCUCUGGCGGUUGUUCCAAGGCAACAAAAUGGAGAUGCAAAACUUUCCCAGUGUUAACAACUUGGGGAAUCUAAUUAGGGUGAACAUUUGCUCAAUCAGAACCUAGUGAGACAGUAAUGCAUAACGAGUGAUAAAAGACUCAAGAUUAUACAUGAAAUGAAGGUAUAUUAUUCAUUUGCUUCAUUUAAGGUAUAUUAUUCAUAUAGAUAACUGUGGCAUUUGAAGAAAUGUAAUAUUGCAGUAUAGUACUGUUAGAACUUAAUAUGGAUAUCGCCUCCAGAUGGCCUCUACAUUGGGCAUGAUUUGCCUACACAAUGUUUAUGUGGAGGUGAUAUGGUGUCUGGUUUUUAUUGAGCAAACAUUCUGAUUUGUUUUCAGGGAUGUUAUACGACAAUGGACAUUCCUUGUGAUUGCAUUGCUUGAGUGAUGGUGUUAUGCCUUCCUUUUAAUCAGUUGUUUAUCCCACACUUUUCAGUGCAUUUUUAGUGCAUCACUUUCUUAACUGCAGAAAGCUCUUUUUUUUUUUUAAGUGGCUUUGUUGUGCCGAGCAAACCUAGGUUUCCAGAAAAUUUAGCCUCCUGACUUGGAGC
Messenger RNA from Zootoca vivipara (common lizard), 2868 nucleotides. RefSeq names its product coiled-coil domain containing 28B (gene CCDC28B). Lineage: Eukaryota; Metazoa; Chordata; Lepidosauria; Squamata; Lacertidae. The record is from RefSeq and is a predicted model, not a curated record. Gene Ontology annotation, cellular component: centrosome.